AAAAAAACCGUUAUGUAAGCAAACGGCUUAGAGAAGACAAGCAACACAGGAGCGAUUAUAUUUAUUUUCAUAAUGAUUUGAAACGUCAGUGAGGUAUGGUGUAAUUCCGGCUUGAAGAUGAAAGUGAGAUAACUAAUGUGUAUCUGUUGUUAACAUAAGAAAUGGAGAAGCAGCCGCGUCUGUUGUGUUCUGUGCUUUCUGUUCAGCGCAGACCUUAUGAGAUCAUAUUAAACUGCGCGAUUCUCGCGUGGAAAGAGACACAAACCGCCAAAAAACACACCGGACGCGCUAUAUAUGGAGCUGUCAAAGCUGGUAGUCAUUGUGUUCCAAUGUGCGAGAUCAUAGCUGUUCAGGAAAAAGAUGAUGAGUCUCCUAAUGAAAACACUGGGAAAUGGCAGAAGGUUCCUCAGAGUCCAGUGGACUCCUGCCAGCACGCUUUCACAGUUUCAUAUGUGGAGAGGACAAGGCAGCACUGCUGGCAGUGCAGCGAAGUGACCUUUCACUGCCCUGAACUGGCACUGUGUUUGCUGUGGGUACAAACUAUCAGAGAACAGCUAGCAUUGUUAACCAAUCGACCAAAGCACUUGCUGGUGUACAUCAACCCCUACGGAGGAAAACAACGUGGGAAACAGAUUUAUGAUCACAAAGUGGCCCCCAUCUUUUCCCAGGCUUCUAUAUCAACUGAUGUGAUUGUUACAGAGCACGCAAAUCAUGCCAGGGACCACUUGAAGACAGAGGCUGAUCUGAAGAAGUAUGAUGGUGUGGUUUGUGUCGGUGGAGAUGGCAUGUUCAGUGAGAUUGUGCAUGGCCUUGUCUCCCGUACACAGAGGGACGAAGGUGUGAACGAGAACUCAAUGAAGGACACCCUUCUUCCAUGUAGACUUCGCAUCGGAAUCAUUCCUGCAGGUUCCACUGAUUGUAUAUGCUAUGCCACGGUGGGCUCCAAUGACCCUGUCACCUCAGCACUGCACGUCGUUGUUGGUGAUUCUCAGUCGAUGGACGUCUGUUCUGUGCACGACAACGAUACCUUUCUACGUUACACUGUGUCACUGCUGGGCUAUGGUUUCUACGGGGAUGUACUGACAGACAGCGAGAGAAAGCGCUGGAUGGGGCCUGCCCGCUACAAUAUCUCAGGUGUAAAAACAUUUCUGUCGCAUCGCUAAUACGAGGGAACUGUGUCCUUUUUACCUGCUGAAGGAAAUUCGGGAACACCCAGAGACAAAUUCCAGUGUCGAUCUGGGUGUAAUAUCUGUCGGGGAUCCUCAUCUGACAAACUGGUCAGCAAAGAUGAAAACAAUCUUCCUGAUGCUGCGCGCCAGGAUGAAUGGAUCGUAAUCAGGGGGAAGUUCUUGGCCAUCAAUGCUGCCAGCAUGAGCUGCGCUUGUCCUCGCAGUCCUAAAGGCCUGUCGCCGGCAGCACACCUCGCAGACGGAACCACUGACCUCAUCCUUGUGAGAAAAUGCUCACGCCUAGACUUCCUGCACCAUCUUCUGCGCCACACAAAUAAAGGCGACCAGUUUGAUCACUCUUUCGUGGAGGUGUACCGGGUCAGACAGUUCCACUUCACACCCAGAUAUCAGGAGUGCGACUCAGAGGUGGAUCUGAGAGAGAGUGGUGUGGGAAGCAAGCAAUUUCUCAGUCAGAUCUGUAGGGAACAUAGAGCUUGCGGUUGCAUCCAAGCCCAGAGCAACUGGAACUGUGAUGGAGAAAUCCUUCCCCACUCUGCCAUUCAAGUCAGGGUCCAUUGUCAGCUGAUUACGCUGUUUGCGAGAGGCAUCGAAGAACAUUCUGUGUUUGAAGACCCGUACGCUCUCUGUGCAAUAAAGACGUCACCCGAGAAAAUUCCUGCUGCACCGUGAAGAAUCGAAACUAAAACUCUUUAAACCAAAGAGUUCUUUUCAGCCGAGCCUAAUGUCACGCUGUUUCUAAUGCUGUUAUAGUCAGAUACUCCACAUAAAGACAUCUUCAGCUAAGGAAACACGCAGAGCUGGAGAGAAUAGCAUCUUUAUGGUGUCUUCAUGCAGGCUGUAAAGCUUUAUUAGAUCUGGAUAACAUAGAUAUAGCUGUUUCCUCUUGGCAUUACUUUUUUCCGAAGAAGUUGCUGGUUAUUUUUCUUGCUGUGUAUGAGAGCUUCUUGUUGGAGUUGUCAGCAUUUGUCUUCCAUAGAUCAAGCUAGUCUUGAGAGUAGCGUUAGUUCAAUCCCAAAGUUUCAUCCUUGAAACUGGAAACACAUUCCUUCUUGUAGCACCUUUUAUUUUGCUUUCUAGAGCAGACAGACCAAAUUAACUUGAUGUUCUUUUUGCAAAACAGUUUUGUUAAAGCAUGAAGUAGCAUUCGUCAUGUAGCCUACUUCGAAUCACAUUUCUCCACGGUCUGUAACAGCCUGCUUUAUGAACAUAUAUUUACUAUUACUAUAGAUAGGGCGCUUCCGACCAAUGCCUAUGUAUCCAUUUUCAAAAGACAAAGAUUGCGUGAUAUAUUGUAAUAUAUUUUUACUGGGUCUUUAAAUGGUCAGUUUUAGUUCCUAGACAUUUCAAGCAUCUGAAUGUACUGUAGCAUUAGUGAGCCAAACUACAAACAUUGAGAGCAACGCAAUGUCACUGCAGGGUCAGUGUGUCUGUACGGCUGGUUUUAGCCAUCAAACAGAAUGUAAAUGAAAAUACUGUAGCGUUUGCCUUCCUGGGUUAUGGCCUCCGGGAAUCUUUUAUCCCUUUGUAAUGAAUUUGUGUUUGCCACCAAUGCUGAUGUCUUAUUUCUUCUGAAGGUUCUUAUUGUUCUCAGUACUAUCAGAGGAGGAAAGAGUUUAUGAUAGACAGUGAAAAGCAAAAAGAAAUGGCUUUUUACUGUUUUGCAUGUCAGCUGCUUUAUUUUUCCCUUUUUUAAGUGUUUCCCUGAGCUUUAACCUUGAGGGCAUGGAUUUCCAAUGGUCCAUCUGUAGAAUACAAAGUUUGUAUAGCCACUGUGCAAGCAACGCACUGAUCACAUCCUUCAUUGACUAGAAGAAAGAGUUAUGCCAUGUCAAAGAAGUGUACUGGUCAUAUUUCACACAAAUGUGGCUUGUUAUCCUUGUGUGAUCAGUAUUUGUCGUGUAUCAGCCUUGUGUAUAAACUUGUGUAUUUGACUUUAAAAGCUCUUUUGCCGCACACUUUAGAGCUAAGCAAACCUAAUACAUGCCGUGUUUGUACUGUGACACCAGCAUUCCUGUGUAUCCAAAGAUAUUCCCAACCCAUUUGAAUCACUUGAACAUAGCCUGGCAGCUGCUGGUCAUUUAUGGCUACAUCAUUGACCACAGUGGUUAUGUGGAUACUUUGCAUGUUUUAAUGGUUUUUGUCAAUUUGUUCAUCUUUGUGCUGAGUGUUUUCAGUAAAGUGUCACUCUAUGCUGGCACAUAGUUUCUUAAA
Messenger RNA from Triplophysa rosa, 3401 nucleotides. It is a transcript of the gene cerk, whose product is annotated as ceramide kinase. Gene Ontology annotation, molecular function: kinase activity. The transcript has 13 exons. Lineage: Eukaryota; Metazoa; Chordata; Actinopteri; Cypriniformes; Nemacheilidae. The record is from RefSeq and is a predicted model, not a curated record.